Molecule: messenger RNA, 597 nt
Organism: Iphiclides podalirius (scarce swallowtail)
Lineage: Eukaryota; Metazoa; Arthropoda; Insecta; Lepidoptera; Papilionidae
Source: the annotation of a GenBank genome assembly
AUGUCGCGGCCGGACAGACCUAAUCAGGCGCAGACCUACAAACUGGUUGUAGUCGGUGGCGGCGGUGUAGGAAAGAGUGCUAUUACAAUACAAUUUAUUCAGAGCUACUUUGUGACUGACUACGAUCCCACCAUAGAAGACAGCUACACCAAGCAGUGUGUCAUUGAUGAUGUACCAGCAAAAUUGGACAUUCUAGAUACUGCUGGCCAGGAGGAGUUCAGUGCGAUGCGCGAGCAGUACAUGCGCUCCGGUGAGGGCUUCCUGCUGGUCUUCUCCGUGGCAGACCAUGCCAGCUUCGACGAGCUAUACAAGUUCCACAAGCAGAUACUCCGCGUCAAGGACCGAGAUGAGUUCCCCAUGCUAAUGGUUGGGAACAAGGCCGACCUGGAGCACCAGAGGGUGGUGUCGCUCGACGAGGCGCACGCCCUCUCGCGUCAGCUGAAGGUCCCGUACAUAGAGUGCAGCGCCAAGGCGCGGAUGAACGUGGACCAGGCGUUCCACGAGCUGGUCAGGCUGGUGCGCCGCUUCCAGGAGGCGGAGAGGGUCAACGUCAAGACGGACCACAAGAGCGGCAGGAAGAGGAAAUGCACCAUCCUG